Messenger RNA from Pseudonaja textilis, 1784 nucleotides. RefSeq names its product ankyrin repeat family A member 2 (gene ANKRA2). The record is from RefSeq and is a predicted model, not a curated record. Gene Ontology annotation, biological process: regulation of gene expression. NCBI's taxonomy places the organism in Eukaryota, Metazoa, Chordata, Lepidosauria, Squamata, Elapidae. Gene Ontology annotation, cellular component: nucleus. Gene Ontology annotation, molecular function: protein binding.
GGAAGUGACGUCAUGAGACGGAAUCGCAACAGCCGCGGCUGGGCGCUACAGCGCGGGGAACGAAGCGAGACAAUGGAGUUGAAGGAUGCCGAGGUGGGAGGCGAAGGGUUCGGCGACCUGUGGAAGUGAAGCCGGAGAGGUGGCGGGAACAGACGCGUCCGCUCCAUAGAGGAACCUCUAGUGGCGAAGUUUGAGACCCGGGUCGGCUUAAGUAAGCCGGGUCUGCGAAGGGGAGGUCCUUCUGCUAGAUGCCGGUUCUGCAGAUUAUUAGAAAUCUCAAUACUGAAAAAAAGAAUACAUCAAAUACUUUGAGAAACAGAUUACAUAAUUGAAAUUCAGAUCAUGGAGUCUUCAACCAAUCUAGAUGCUGAUACCCAGCUAAUUGUGGAAGAUUGUGCUGGCACCUUUAGCUUGUCUCAUAUGCCAGAUAUUAAAGUUGAACAUCACCUUGAGUCCAGUGUGGAGGAAGGACCACCUCAGAGUGUUACCAUGGGAAUGAAAUUCAUCCUGCCCAAUAGGUUUGAUAUGAAUGUAUGUUCUCGAUUUGUCAAGUCCUUGAAUGAAGAGGAUAGCAAAAAUAUUCAAGAUCAAGUGAAUUCUGACCUUGAAGUGGCUUCAGUAUUAUUUAAAGCUGAGUGCAACAUCCACACUUCUCCUUCUCCUGGGAUUCAAGUGAGACACGUCUAUACUCCAUCAACUACUAAGCAUUUUUCACCUAUCAAGCAGUCAACUACUUUAACUAACAAGCACAGAGGAAAUGAAGUUUCUACAACACCUUUGCUUGUAAACUCUCUGUCUGUUCACCAGCUGGCAGCUCAGGGAGAAAUGUUAUAUUUAGCUACACGUAUAGAACAAGAAAAUGUUAUCAAUCAUAUGGAUGAAGAAGGCUUUACUCCUCUAAUGUGGGCUGCAGCUCACGGGCAAAUCGCAGUAGUAGAAUUUCUACUCCAAAAUGGUGCAGACCCACAAAUCUUGGGGAAAGGACGAGAGAGUGCACUUUCACUAGCAUGUAGUAAAGGAUAUACAGACAUUGUCAAGAUGCUACUGGAUUGUGGAGUUGAUGUAAAUGAAUAUGACUGGAAUGGUGGUACACCCUUGCUUUAUGCUGUUCAUGGGAAUCAUGUGAAAUGUGUCAAAAUACUCUUAGAACAUGGUGCUGAUCCAACUGUAGAAACUGAUUCUGGAUAUAAUUCUAUGGAUCUCGCUGUAGCUUUGGGCCAUCGUAGUGUUCAACAGGUUAUUGAGACUCAUUUAUUAUCACUCCUUCAAAAUAUCAAAGAAUAGCAGCUAUGGAAUAAGAGAAGAAAUGGACUUCAGUAUAAAAGCAUCUCUUAAUUGGUAACUUAGUCCGUUCUUCAUUCUUACUACUUACCAAAUGUGCUUGAAAUGGUGACAUGCAUAUUUAGCAGUUGAUUUAUAAGUAGAAGAGACUGCCUUUUGCCCCAGCAAACCUUUCCUGUACCAUAGUGCUGGUUUAUUGUUCCAAUAUUUCAUAGUAGGAUCUAUGACAUUAGAAUUUCUGUUUCAAUGUUUAGAUACAAGAAUAGGUAAUAACAGCACUUGAAAGCUGAAAAAUGUUACAGGAUUUAUUCAAGCAGUUUUUUUUCUUUUGAGUUAUAUUUUAGGUGAACCAUGUUCAUUUGAGUGAUGUUCAUAGAUGUUUAAAAUUCAAACUUAUCUAUUUAUUUCUAUUUCAUGUAUGCACUUGAAAAAUGAAUUGUUAAAAGUACUAUGACAAUACACAAUAUUACAUACUGAUGUAUGAAUUAUACAUUUCAAACUGA